This is a messenger RNA of Mangifera indica (mango), 762 nucleotides long. RefSeq names its product transcription elongation factor 1 homolog. Gene Ontology annotation, cellular component: transcription elongation factor complex. The coding region runs from base 237 to 503 and encodes 88 amino acids. Gene Ontology annotation, biological process: transcription elongation by RNA polymerase II. Gene Ontology annotation, molecular function: RNA polymerase II complex binding. The record is from RefSeq and is a predicted model, not a curated record. The transcript is spliced from 6 exons. Lineage: Eukaryota; Viridiplantae; Streptophyta; Magnoliopsida; Sapindales; Anacardiaceae.
UGGAAAGUUAUCCAAGAAGAGAUAAACGACGUCGUCUCUUGACCGUCCUAGAAGUAUCUCUAAACUAUAAAUACUUUGAUACAAGUCAUGAUUGCAUCUUUCUCAUUUACAACAAAGCUAGGGUUUCAGAUUCGCAUUCUAAUCGGGAUCUCUUACAGACAAAUUUGGAGAUCGAAACCAUACGUAAUCGAAUAUUUAUCGAGGAUCGAUUUUUGUCGAUCUUUUGGACUCAAGCAAUGGGAAAGAGGAAGUCAAGGGCAAAGCCACCGCCCAAGAAGCGAAUGGACAAGCUUGAUACUGUCUUCAGUUGUCCCUUCUGUAACCAUGGCACCAGUGUUGAAUGCCGCAUAGAUAUGAAGAAUUUAAUUGGUGAAGCUGUAUGCUUGAUAUGCCAAGAGAGCUUCAGCACCACUAUCACAGCUUUAACUGAACCAAUCGACAUAUACAGCGAAUGGAUCGAUGAAUGCGAAAGGGUGAACAACCUUGAGGAUGAUGGUGCUUAGGAGGAGAAGAUAAUGUCUAGAAAACUUAAUUGGUGAUUGAAUGGAAUAAGUUUUCUUGUAUAUUUUGCUAUGAUAGUUGAUGGGGCUUGCCAUUGUUGCACCAUCUUAUGGCUUGUUACACCAUGAAUGUUAUGUAGCAAACAGAGAAGUUGUGCAAUUAAACGUUAGUAAUGGAGUUUGGCAAUAACGGGUGUUGUAAAUAUUGAAGUUUUCUUGUUCAUGAAUUUUAGAAGAUGCAAUAUAUAAAUGGCUUAUAUUA